Messenger RNA from Biomphalaria glabrata, 1913 nucleotides. Its product is annotated as serine/threonine-protein kinase mos-like. Bases 331 to 1698 code for a protein of 455 amino acids. Gene Ontology annotation, biological process: protein phosphorylation. The transcript is spliced from 7 exons. The record is from RefSeq and is a predicted model, not a curated record. Gene Ontology annotation, molecular function: ATP binding; protein kinase activity. Lineage: Eukaryota; Metazoa; Mollusca; Gastropoda; Planorbidae.
CAACCGAUGUGCAAGCAGAUUCUAGUAGCAUAUACAGUUCAUUUGUUGUAUGUGAAAUUCCCCUCGAUACUAGUUCAGACAAAGUGUACACCAUUGUAAUGUACAAGUUAGAAGUGUACAAGUAUGACAUUGAUUCACACAUGGAUUUGAAACCAAAUAACUCGGACUUGUGUUUCUUCUAAAGUUGUGUCAUUUUAUUUUCUAAAGAAUACAUCGAUAUUUGGACACAUCUUAAAGAAAUCGUUGACAUUUUAAAAUAACACUGGCAGCCUAGCCCACCGAGAGGCCCCCCAUUUCUCGUGUACAUGAGGUGGUAGACAUUCUUCAAGAAUGCUCAGCGAUAAUUCUCCGGACUUGCUCCGACAUGUCCUCAUAAAACGCUUGUCUCUUGCUACGAUUGACAAUCCUCCUCUGCCAGAGGUCAUCGUGCACCGCUGCCGGACAGUUUUCGACUCCCAAGCAGAGUGGACGUCAGAGAUUGAAGAGGAAUCCAGCGACCACAGCAACGGCAAUUUCUCAUCGGACUUUCCCUCCUUCUCCACGCCGGCCAACCUUUUCGCCUCUACGCAGCAUCAAGCUCCUGCCUUUCACGACAACCGUCGAUAUUUCAGCAGUGCCGACCCUCCAAGGAACCCUGAGCCUGUGAUCCGGAGUAAACCCUGGCCAUGCCCAUCUUCGCCACUGUCGGCUUCUCAGCGCUCAUCCGUCCCGGUUGUUUUAGAAGACCCCCUGCAGAGCUGCAACCAGCAGCAUUACCAGUCCAUCUUCAAACGAAGGCGAUCCAGCAGUGGCGUGCUUAGGUACACCCCUAACAUGGCUCCCUCACCGAAACCCUUGAUCCGACGUUGUGACAUCAUUUUCGGAAGUAUUAUAGGAAAGGGCGCUUUUGGUCAAGUUUAUAAAGGUCUUUUACACGGCCGCCCAGUGGCUAUCAAGGUUGUACAGAAGAGGCGAGGCUCCGGGAUACACAGAGAAAUAUUGCAAGCAGAGAGGCUCGCCUUCUCCAUGAAUCUCCGGCAUGAAAAUAUUGUCAAUGUAUUGGGAGUUAACAUGUGUGAGGGGUCCAGAGGUGACGCCUUGAUUGUGAUGGAGCUGGUCAGCACCAGGACGCUUCAAUCUGUUCUUGAUGACGUCAACCGCGACAUAUCCUUGAUGGACAGGCUUCGAUUUGCUUCAGAAAUUGCUCGUGCCAUAGACUACCUUCACGUCAACAAUGUGGUGCACCUAGAUGUCAAACCAAGAAAUGUCCUGAUGACAGAGGAUGACAGGUGCAAGUUGGCAGACUUUGGCAGCUUGACACAGACCUGCUCGGGGGCUCCGAAAGAAGACGUGGAAUACACACAGCUUUUAGGAACUCUGGCCUACAGAGCCCCAGAGCUAAUGAACAGAUGUUAUCCUUCGAAUAAAGCUGAUAUUUAUUCCCUGGGAAUUACGUUAUGGCAAUUGGUGUCGAGGGAGACCCCUCAUAUAGGUGCUAAUCCCCACUGGCUCAUCUACCAGGUGGUCAAGGCCAACAAGAGACCACCUGACCAUUACACUGGAGACGACAUCAUGGAGAUCAAAUACAAGGAACUCUACACACAGUGCUGGGACUCUGAACCUAUGGCCAGGCCAAGUGCAACCGAGGUGUUGCAGUGUUUGGCCAAUCUCAAAAACAUUUCUUGGCAAAGAGACUGGAUAGAAAAGCAAGCCGAUUAAUCCAUUCUCCAUUACAUAAUGUCCAUUUGUUUUCUAUACUACUAGUAUACCAGAGAUAAAGAUAAAUUACAUUUAAAAAAACAUUUAAAAAAAAAAAAGUAUUUACAAAGUAUAAAUUUUGUACUAUUUUCAAGAAUCAAGUCUAAAAGAUUUUUUUUUUCUAUGAUUCUAUGCAAUAUUUUUGUGCCAUUAAAAGUUUUUUUUCGCAGCAUCAA